This is a messenger RNA of Dromiciops gliroides (monito del monte), 3922 nucleotides long. RefSeq names its product serine/threonine kinase 40 (gene STK40). The transcript is spliced from 11 exons. Gene Ontology annotation, biological process: protein phosphorylation. The record is from RefSeq and is a predicted model, not a curated record. The coding region runs from base 147 to 1454 and encodes 435 amino acids. NCBI's taxonomy places the organism in Eukaryota, Metazoa, Chordata, Mammalia, Microbiotheria, Microbiotheriidae. Gene Ontology annotation, molecular function: protein kinase activity; ATP binding.
GCUGCGCUGGGCGGCGGCGGUAGAGCGGCUCUCCCGCCCCCCGGCCCCCCGGCCUCCCGCCCCCCGGGACGGAGCGCCGAGCAGCCCCCGGCUCCGGGACGCGGACUAUGGGCGAGGAGCGCUGAGCGCCGGGGGAAGAGCUGAGGAUGAAGCGGAGAGCAUCAGACAGAGGAGCUGGGGAAACGUCUGCUCGGGCGAAAGCUCUUGGCAGUGCCAUUUCUGGGAAUAAUGCAAAGAGAGCCGGGCCAUUUAUCUUAGGUCCUCGAUUAGGUAACUCACCAGUGCCCAGCAUUGUUCAGUGUUUGGCAAGGAAAGAUGGGACAGACGACUUCUAUCAGCUAAAGAUUCUGACCCUUGAAGAAAGGGGAGAACAAGGACUGGAAACCCAAGAGGAAAGGCAAGGCAAGAUGCUGUUGCACACGGAGUAUUCUCUGCUUUCCCUUCUGCACACUCAGGAUGGCGUAGUUCACCACCAUGGGCUCUUCCAGGACCGAGCUUGUGAAAUCGUUGAGGACGUGGAAUCUACCCGGAUGGUCAAGAAAAUGAAAAAACGUAUCUGCCUGGUCCUGGACUGCCUUUGUGCACAUGACUUCAGUGACAAGACUGCAGAUCUGAUCAACCUCCAGCAUUAUGUCAUAAAGGAAAAGAGACUCAGUGAAAGAGAGACAGUAGUUAUUUUCUAUGAUGUGGUCCGAGUGGUAGAAGCCUUGCAUAAGAAAAAUAUUGUGCACAGAGACCUGAAACUUGGCAAUAUGGUGCUAAACAAAAGAACCCACAGGAUAACCAUCACCAACUUCUGUCUUGGAAAGCACCUUGUGAGUGAGGAUGACUUGCUGAAAGAUCAGAGGGGGAGCCCAGCAUAUAUCAGCCCAGAUGUGCUCAGUGGUCGCCCGUACCGAGGGAAACCUAGCGAUAUGUGGGCCCUGGGAGUUGUGCUCUUCACCAUGCUGUAUGGGCAGUUCCCCUUCUAUGACAGCAUCCCUCAGGAGCUCUUCCGAAAAAUCAAAGCUGCCGAGUACACGAUCCCAGAGGAUGGCCGGGUUUCUGAGAAUACUGUGUGUCUCAUCCGAAAGCUGCUAGUGCUUGACCCCCAGCAGCGCCUGGCAGCCCCGGAGGUGCUAGAGUCUCUCAGUGCCAUCAUCGCAUCUUGGCAGUCUGUGUCUUCACUCAGUGGACCUUUGCAAGUGGUGCCAGAUAUUGAUGACCAGAUGAACAGCUCGGACAGCUCCCAGGAGGCCAAGGUGACCGAGGAGUGUUCUCAGUAUGAGUUUGAGAGCUACAUGCGGCAGCAGUUGCUCCUGGCAGAGGAGAAGAGCACACCCAACGAGGCCAGAAGCUUCCUGCAGAAGCGCCACUUCGGAAGCGUGCCCCCCGUGCGGCGGCUGGGCCGGGACGCCCAACCCAUGAAUCCCCUGGACGCCGCCAUCCUGGCGCAGCGCUACCUCCGGAAGUAGCGAGGGGCCCUGCCUGCCCAUCCUCCAACCACAGCAAUAGCCCAGCCCAGGCCAGCCAGCUCUCCUGAAGCACCGCCACGGGCCACUUUGUCCAGAGCAACACACUCUGCUAGUGUCUGGAAUGAUCGAUUGGCUGUUUUUUAAUCUGAAAAGCCUAGACAACUAAUAUGCUUUUAAUCAUGACUUUUUAAUCUACCUCUGUCUUUUUAACCAACCACGAUGUCUCUGGAUCGAGUGCCCCUGGAGAGUGCCCUGGGCCCUGGCUGGAGGCUGGGCAUCGUCUUGGGGGCUGGCAGCUCCAGGGGGUUGAAUAAGCUGAGUGGUGGGAGUUUGAUCAACUUCACUGUUUCUUAAAGCCUGUCUCUCCCUCCCCACCCCACCCCCCACUCCCCCAGAACUCUCCUCACCCUGACUUCCAUAAGCGGCGAGAAACCCUUGCCUCAUCUUAAACCUGGUUCCAAAAUAUUUAUUUUUUUUUUUUUUUUACAGAAAAGAGCUAGUUUCUCUCCACCUUCUCUGUGGCUGGGUCUGGGCCUGGGCCGUUCCCCAAGGCCAGCAGUCAUGGGGGCUCAGGUAGAUGUUCAGACCUGCCCUGCCGAGGCAGGGACACUGGGAUAGGGAAGCCUCUGGUGCGGGCUCCCCCCCCCCCCCCCAGCCUCACACUUGGGCCAUUCUCUGAAAGCAAUCCUUUUCUUUUUAAAAAAGGUCUUUGCUACUCUUGGUUUUCCUCUUCCGUAGCUUUUCUGAGGUGCCGCACACUUGCAUUACUUCUGAUUUCACACUUCACACUCAUUGUGGUACACAGAGAUAUCUACUACACGACUUACAAUGUGAAAGACAGUCCUCGGAACAGCUGAGUGGAGACUCGGGCUGGCCAUGGGGGGCAGUCGGAUAUCUCUGCUGCAUGGUUCUCCCUGGCGGCCAGCGUCUGGAGCCCCAGGGGUGCCCCGGAAUCCCCUGGGGAGAGGGCUUGGGGCUGAGGCUCUGCCUCCUGGGCUUAGAACAGCAUACACCCUCCUUUUGCUUUCUGAGCCUCCUUGUCAUUGUGAACUGGAUGCCUGUCUUGCCAGAUAUACUGUUCUUCCCCCAAAGCCUCCUCUCUCCUGGCGCUUCCUCAGAGCAUGGCCCCAUUUCUACCCAAUCUGAUCCCCCCUGCCCCCUCCAGGCCCAGGGGAACCCCGCCACUGGCACAGCUUACAAGGUGUCUGGGAGGCUCCCAAUUCUUGCUCAGAGAUCCCUGUGAUGGGCUGGGUUUUCUGUUCCUUUUCCCCUUUCCCUUGCCCUCCCCUCCACCCUCCAAUGAGAAGACAGGUUCCUGUGGCAUAGUGUCCUCAUUUCUACAGUUGUAAUUCAAAGGGCCCCUAGGAGCCACCCCUCCCCAAAGGCAGUACAGAAGGAAGGAAAAUCUGAGGCUGCCCGUGUUUCUCUCCCCUAUCCCUGGUUCCCCCCAUGCUGACUCACUGUGAGUGACUUUGGGCAAGUUACCAAACCUCUUUGUGCCUCAGUUUCCCCAUCUGGAAAAAAUGGGGCCUACUCUUGCCAGCAAGUUAGCAGGGACUACACGCUUUGUGGGCUGGGGAGGGGGCCGCUGGCCCCAACCCUAGCCGGAGUCUCACUCUCCGGGCCCUUUGUUAGCUUGGUUAGUUGUUUUGGGGGAGAGCUCUGUGUCUGUUCCAUGUCCUGUGUCUUCUUGUGUGUGAGCCCUCCCAGCCCACGCAGACAUCUCAAUGAUGUGUCGAGCACUUAACCCCUCAGCAGCAGGCAGCCCGCUCUGCCUCAGAAAGGCUGCAGUGGAGAGGGGAGUUCCAGGCUGGCCACAUGGGUGCAGACCCUGCCCAGCAGUGGGAAGGGGGUGCCAGGGGAGGAGUCUUGUGUUUUUAUAUUUAUUUUUAAUGAAAUAAAGCUCUGAAGGGAGUAGAAUCCCAGGGGUCUGGGGGAGGGGGAGGGACUGGGGGGCGGUGUCUGUCCUCGCCUCUGCCAGCCGCCCCCCCCCCCAGUGGCAUCUCCCUCACCUCCCUUCCUAGGAAAGUUCUGUUUCUUGGUGAUUGGGGUUUUUAUUCCCUCCUUUUCAAAGCAAUAUUCUGGGGACUCUGCAAAGUUGUAUCAUACUCAAUCUUCCUGUCCAUGGUCAGUCGACAGAUGAUGAUCCCAGGUUUAUGUGACAGUAGAGGAGUGAGGACAGGGCCUAAAGGUGGCCCUGUGGGCCCUGGCCUGGGCAGGGCUGUGGACUGGGCACCACCGGGACCUGGGACCUGGGACCUGGGCCCAGCCCUGGGGUCAGGGCCCCACAUCUGUCUCUGAGCUGCUUGUUUCAGCGUUAGCGAAAUGACAUGCUGAAGAGAAGGCCGAUUGUAAAGAAACAAUAAAAUGUAAAAUUCACAAAAAAAAAAUUUGUAUAAAGACCUAUUUUUGUACUACAUCAGAACUAUUCCUGCAUGUCUGCAAUAAAAUUUCCUAAUGUAGAACCA